Lagenorhynchus albirostris (white-beaked dolphin) is the source of this 875-nucleotide messenger RNA. RefSeq names its product glutaredoxin 2 (gene GLRX2). Lineage: Eukaryota; Metazoa; Chordata; Mammalia; Artiodactyla; Delphinidae. The transcript has 7 exons. The record is from RefSeq and is a predicted model, not a curated record. Bases 57 to 596 code for a protein of 179 amino acids.
CUCGCCCGGGUCGCGGUCGCCGGCGUGUCUGCUCGCGGCGGCCCAGAGCCAGGGCCAUGUGCAGGCGCCGCGCAGCACUGGUGGGGACGCGGCUUGUCCGGAGCGGGAGCAGGUCGGCGGGCCGGCUCCAGGGGGCAGCGGGAGUUUCGGCCUCUGGGAUGGGGAACAGCACAUCGUCAUCUUUGGGGAACACAGCAACUACUCCCAUGAAUCAGAUCCAAGAAAUCAUUUCUAAUAAUUGUGUGGUGAUUUUCUCCAAAACUUCUUGUUCUUACUGUACGAUGGCAAAAACACUUUUUAACGACAUGAGUGUAAACUAUAAAGUGGUGGAAUUGGACAUGCUUGAACACGGAAGCCAGUUACAAGACGCUCUUCACGAAAUGACCGGUGAAAGAACUGUGCCAAGAAUAUUUGUCAAUGGAACUUUUAUUGGCGGUGCAACUGACACUCACAGGCUUCACAGAGAAGGGAAAUUGCUUCCACUAGUUCACCAGUGUUAUCCAAAAAAAACUUUCAGUGGUGAGCGCAGAUGGGUGCCUUCUCUGCAAAAUAAGGCUCUCACUGAUGCAGUUGUGAACUCGGUACAGCAGGACUAGAAAAGCAAACAGAAGACCAAAAUGUCAGAAGAAAGGAAUUUUAAAAGAAAAAAAAAAAAGAGCAACGGCAGGAUGGACAUGUCCAGCAAAGGUCUCGUUAUCAGUGAAUACUAUGAAGACAUCAGCAGCUGUAUUUGUGUUUUGAGCCCAGAUCAUUGGAAGAGAGCAAUCAGUUCCACCUGCUGGGAUCUAACUCGGAAAAAAAACAUGGAUAAGAAUACAAGAAAAUGCCCUCAUUUCUGUACUGACAUGUCUGAAAUAAUUAAAUACUUAAAAAUA